ACAAAAGUGGCAGCUCCACACUAAACAGCUGUUUAAUAUUAUUUAUUCGGCAAUCACAUAAUCGUGAAUUGUUACUAUUUGUUAUAUAUUCAAGAGAAAGAAAAGUUCCUCAAAUGGCGGGAACUAAAAUGUUACGCUCGUUGUUACAUGAAUUACGACAAGCUGCUCACUCGCCUGGCAACAUUAAAGACUCUUUGGCCGCCCGCUAUAUUCUGGCACAAUACAAAAAAUAUGAGACGACCGAUCAACAACUAUGCAAGGCACGCGACGAGGCAGCAUUUUUGGGCCAAACUUAUUUAACAUAUCUGAGCAGUCUGCGCAGAUACAGUGAGCUAUACAAGGAGUAUCAUGGUCGUGGCGAGCGCACAGUGAAAGAAACAGCAGACCGUGUUGGCUUCAAGUUGCCUACAGAUCCCAAGUGAUGGGACGUUACUAAUGUAGAUAAACUAUGCAGUGCUCAGCAAUAAAUAUUGAACAAAUUA
This is a messenger RNA of Drosophila hydei, 482 nucleotides long. RefSeq names its product protein FMC1 homolog. The transcript has a single exon. NCBI's taxonomy places the organism in Eukaryota, Metazoa, Arthropoda, Insecta, Diptera, Drosophilidae. Bases 114 to 422 code for a protein of 102 amino acids. Gene Ontology annotation, cellular component: mitochondrion. The record is from RefSeq and is a predicted model, not a curated record.